Molecule: messenger RNA, 960 nt
Organism: Cooperia oncophora
Lineage: Eukaryota; Metazoa; Nematoda; Chromadorea; Rhabditida; Trichostrongylidae
Source: the annotation of a GenBank genome assembly
AUGCUCAGGACUUCCGGGCGAAUUCGAGGAGUGGACGCUGCCGAGCAUUGUUCAAUGGCGGAAAUCACACCGGUGUUGUUGAAGUGGACCCCACACAAGCCUUAUAAAAAUACACCCAAGAUACUGGCGCAACGGUCUGGUGUGCCUCAUGUGGUCCGAGGUCGUUAUAUGUUCCGUGUGGACGACGUUGUCCGUCCAGCCGGUUGUAGCAACAAAACGGGAGGAACAUAUCCGAUGAUGAUCUAUCCAAACAUUGUGAAUAUGCUCGGUGAGAUGACAGUAGAUGUGAAUGCGCUGUGUCUGGAACGGAGUCAAACGUACAUUCUGAUGAUAGAGGAGAGAGAGGUUGCCUCAUGCGUUGUGAUCAACUCAGCCAUAGCCCGCUGCAGUCUACCAAAAAUCUAUGACUGGGGCACCAAGACUGUCUAUUUCCAACCACAAUCGAAAGGUGCCAAUGACGAGAAGGCAUUCGUGGGAUACAUCUAUUUUGUGCCGCCUACAUUGGACCCGCAGCGGUUGGAUAUUGGAAGCCUGUACGAAUGGUAUAAGAAUCCAAUGCCAAGCUAUUUGAUGCCCAUCACAUGGUAUCCACGAAACUUCACUAAUCCCGAACUAUUCAACAAUUUGAACCAAGUUGGUACGAGAAUAUCGGACGACGCUCUUUAUGGGGUCCAACUCGGUCUGUAUGUGAUCGGUUACAGAGAGUACAAGGAUGAUGAGAUCAAAAAAUUCCGUCCUGAACAUCGUGUUUUGGCACGCUUGGCGACUUACACCAAUCGAAACAGCUACGAAUAUCGCUGGAAGCCUCAAGAGGAGGUUAUCAAUCUUAAUCAGGUUCAACAAUGGUAUUUGACGGAUUGGGAGCGUUGGAACACGUUGUACACAUACCGUGUAGGCUACUUGAAAUUAGCUCCCAUGCGACCAAACGAUCAAAACGGGACGGAGAUGCUGGCAGGGUAA